AAAGCGUCUUUAACCUUCAAACUUUGAACAACAAGUUGUUACAAAAACAAAGUAAUGGAGUAGUGCCACGACGCGCGAUUGAACUCAUUUUGUAAUGUUUUAUACCUUAAAAGGGACGGAAAUCGAAAAAGAGAAGAAAAAAUGGAACAAAGAAAUGGCGAGCAUCGUCUUCGUCAAUCCCUUAAUGUACUUCCAACUGUCCAUUUCGAUGAUGUGGAUGCAAUGCCCGAUACUCGCGUAAAACAACUGGACAUUUUCCUACUAGGUUGUUCCAUAAUUAUGCAUGUUGUGGAUAUGUGUUUCGAUUAUAACAUCGCUAUUCAAUACCUUUUGAAUGGCAAAGAGACGUAUUUUAUUUGGACGAUAUGCUUUAUCCUGAUUCCUUCUCUGAUAAAUGUUUUAGUCAGUGAAAGGAUGCAACAUCAAGAUAGAGAAAAGAAUCCCAGCAUGGAUAUGCUAGAUGAUCAUAAAACAACGCGUUUAAUGAUCAAAAAUAAAUUAUUUUUUGUGCUUGCUAUUCCCCUGCAAUUAGCGCCAGUUGUGCAUUAUUGGGAAACUUUGAAAUAUGCAUUAAAAGCGCGCAAAUGUGAGAAAUCUGGAGACCGUGUAGGUGAAAGAAGAUAUUAUUUGAGAAUGCUCAAAGAAGAUCAAGAUGUUGCAUUGUUAAGGGUAUUUGAAUGUUACCUGGAAGCUGCGCCGCAACAUAUUCUGCAACUCACUCUGAUACUAAAGCAUUAUGAUAAUAGGAUUAAUCUUGAAUUUAUACAUCAAGCAGCUAGUGUUGUCAGCUCGCUUGUGAGCAUGGGUUGGGCAAUGGCUAGUUAUCAUCGUAGUAUUCGAUUAGCUCAACAGGAUAAAUCAAAUAUUGGUACUAUAGGAAUAAUUUUACAAUUUUUAUGGCACUUUUUCAUUACAGUGGCAAGGAUUUUAUCACUCAGUAUCAUUGCAAGCAUCUGGUCUACAUAUACUAUAAUAUGUUGCAUAAUACAUUGGAUAGGUAUGAUAAUAUGGAUUUUAGUUGAUUCCAAAGGAAUAUUAGAAUUUUGUCGGACUUAUAGUCUUCCACCACAUAUGCAGCCUUCGAUUAAGGAACGCAUUUAUUCUGUAUUAUUUGCCUCAGUUAUUGGCAUAGUUCACAUUUUCAUAUAUCUCAAUAUUGUGGAUGGCAAUACGUUUUGGAAACAUUUAUGCUUUUACAGUCUGUGUCUUUUGGAAAAUAUCACAUCAAAUUUCUUGUGGAAAUAUACUUGUCCUCCUGCCGUUCAAGAUGCUUGGUACUUUAAUGUAUUAUUUAUUAUUUGUAUUUUCUCCUUUUUUCUGGGAAUUUCAGCAAUGCUUCUAUAUUAUACUGUUUUUCAUCCUUCAAAAAAGCAUCAUACUUCAAAUGCAGUUCAAGUGACAUAACUUUAUCUAUUUCUUAUUCAAAAGAGUCACAAAAGAUGAACAAUUUGUAACUGUUCCUAUAUUUUUAUAAGGUUAUAUGAUAAUUUUACAAUGAACAGAAUCUCUAUUAUACAAUAGUCCAAUUGUACAGCUCACUUUUCAAAGAUUUUGCAAAAUGAACAAAGUCAUUUUGAUUAUACUUACAGCAUUUGUAGAUUAUAAUUUGAAAAAGACUGUGCACAAAAUUAUUUGUGCAAGACUGACUGUAUAUAUGUUACAAUUGCCAGGGGCCAACUAUAUAUAGUUUUUUAUACUGAAACUUUAACAGGAAUAUUUUCACUUAAGAAGUGUAAGAAAAUAUUUCUCAGGAAUAUUCAAAUAACGUGUAUAAAC
Messenger RNA from Camponotus floridanus (Florida carpenter ant), 1776 nucleotides. Its product is annotated as XK-related protein 6. NCBI's taxonomy places the organism in Eukaryota, Metazoa, Arthropoda, Insecta, Hymenoptera, Formicidae. Gene Ontology annotation, biological process: engulfment of apoptotic cell; apoptotic process involved in development; phosphatidylserine exposure on apoptotic cell surface. The transcript is spliced from 4 exons. Gene Ontology annotation, cellular component: plasma membrane. Bases 142 to 1404 code for a protein of 420 amino acids. The record is from RefSeq and is a predicted model, not a curated record.